Molecule: messenger RNA, 1979 nt
Organism: Alligator sinensis (Chinese alligator)
Lineage: Eukaryota; Metazoa; Chordata; Crocodylia; Alligatoridae
Gene: CUNH1orf174
Product: chromosome unknown C1orf174 homolog
Exons: 4
Coding region: 1-747 (248 amino acids)
Source: RefSeq, a predicted model, not a curated record
AUGCGAAUUAGGAACAAAGCACUGAUGAUCACAUCCAAAACGUCACUUGGGGGCUUAUCUGAUCAUAAACGGUUAGGGACGGAAGGAGCUUCCUUUGGCUUCCAGUUUGGACAGGACAGCCUGCGUCACGGGGCGUUGCGGGCUUCCUCGCACAAAGCAACUUGCCGACAGCCCUCAAAGAGGCUAAAACGUGAAAAGAGUAGUUUAGUAAACUCAGGUUUACAGGAACUUGUGUCGGGAAGUGAAGGUGUUCCCUCGGCAAGGGAACGGGCGGAAACAUCUGAUGAAGACGUGGAAGGCUCCGUCCAUGAUCAUCUGAGGCUAGAAAGCAAAGGCAAUAAUGGCCCAACGGUUAAUGAAGACAUACGGGGGAAUGGAAACCAUGUUUCCAUAAAACCCUCAGCACUGAAAGCAAGUAGUUGCCCACCCAAGACAGAAAGUGAUGGCACUCUUGUGCAGAACCAGGACCUCAGUGUGGACGAGGAGAGUAGCUGCGAGAGUGCGGAGUCGGCUGAAUCCGAGCUAGAACCUGCAGAUCUCCAAAAGAAACCGUUACAACUGGAUAAUAACACUUUUUUAGAUGAAGACAGUAAUCAGCCAAUGCCAGUGGACCGAUUUUUUGGAAAUAUUGAGUUCAUACAGGACCUGCCAGCAGCUGCACUCCCAUGCACCGCAAUGAGCAGAAGAGAGUUUAGAAAGCUCCACUUCAUUGCAAAGGAAGAUGAUGACGAUGAUGAUGUACUUUAAGCAGAGAAUGUAUAAAAUAUAUAUAUUUUAUGAGACAGAAUAUUUACUGAAAUAUUACGGUAAGCAUUGCCAUCUGCUGUACUUCUCCAACAUGACUUCUUUCUACAGGUUCCUUUCCCCGGAGAGAAAUUCUAGCAGGGUUUGCUUCUAAGCUAAUAUUAGACAUUUUACAAAAUUCAUAGUUGAAUGUGGAAAGAGGAAUGUAUAUUUUAAUGGAUAUGGAAAUAAUGAGUGACUGUUGCAAGAUUUACAAGCCAUAUCAAUUCUUUUUACCAACUGCAUAAAAUUAAAGCACUUGUUUUAUUAAACAGCUCAUUUCCUUUAUUUGUUUCUUUGCUGGGAACAAAAUUCUAUUAAGCAAAUUUGGGUUCAUUCAUGAAAUAGAAAUGAUCACUGUAAGGUUUCUUUUAAAAAAACAAAACAGAUGUCUAAGAACAAAAUGUGUGCACUUGUGUAAAUUCUGUGGUUCUCUACUAGUCUCUAGUAAAUCCCAAAAGAGAUUAUCAGGUUGCCCUUAUGUCUAGAGUUAAAUAGUUAAUUCAUUGCUAAAACUUACUAGCUUGCAACAUUGAAACGGUAGUUCUUUCGGUAAAAUAAUUCUGUGCACAUGCCAGUUUAGGUUCCUUUUUAUGGUUUGUUUGUUUUCUUAGGGUUUUUUGUUUUAUUUUCCUCUGGGUUAUAAAAUAGCAUGUUAUCAAUAGCUUUGAAGGUUUUUAUUGUCUAGAAAUUCAGCAAACAUCUAAAAUAUGAGCAGCAAGAUGGACCUGCUUUCCUUCAUAUCACCAGUGAUUCUGCUGGUUGUAUAUUGCCCUCAUUUGUACUCGGUGCUACCCUGUCAUCUUCAGUUAGUUUGCAGAUUUUACUGAUCAUGUAGUCAUAGAAAGUUAGGGUUGGAAGGGACCUUAUCUAGUCCAAACUCCUUCUCAAAGCAGGACCAUCCCCAACUAUAUCAUCCCAGACAAUACUGAUAGGUUAGCAAUUCCGUUCCUAAUACUUAAGAAGGGGGGAGGAGAUCCUUUAUCUCCAAGCUCUCCAGUAAAUCAUUGGUAAGUGAAUGACCAUGUUUUUUAAUCAAGAGCAGGCCUGCAAAAUACACUGUUGUGUUUUGAGUAGUUCUGGAAAAUAAUUAGCACCUUCAGAUGACUUCAGGAAAACUGCUAAUUCCUCUAACAUUCAUGAUAACACUUCCUUGAAACUGGUAAUUAUGCAAUAAACUUGCAGGACUUUAUUUA